AUCUGCUUGGACGUGCAGGGAAAGGGGAGAUUCCACGGGAGCUCUAACCCAGAGAGCUCAAAAAUGAUGGAGUUUGCCCCCCAAAAAUAGGCUGUCCCAGGGUUAAACUUCUCCUCCGGCGACAGCUCUGGAAAACCUGGUGUUUUGCAACAUUUUCCAUCCAUGAGUCGUAUUUUUGGGAUUUCUGUCCCCAGAUGAACGAGGUUUUCCACUCCAACAUCCAGGAGGGCAUCAGGCACUACUACGAUGACCUGGACUUCAAGAACAUCCUGGAUUUUGUGCAACAAAAGUGGUUUGCUGCUACAAGGGGAAGAGCAAAGUUUGAUUUGAACUUCAAAGAGCUGCCAGAGCUUCAGUUCUUGCCCAAACUCAAAGUAAAGCUCAGAGAGUUUUCCUGCUGUGGUGGGGAUGAAUAUCGAGACUGGGGGGUCAACCAGUACCACUCCUGCAACAGCAGUGGGCCCCUGGCCUGUGGGGUGCCCUACACGUGCUGCAUCAGGAAGGCCCCUGGAGAGGUCGUGAACACCCUCUGUGGGUACAGGACACUCGACAAAGAGCGCUUGGAGCUGCUCAGCAUCAUCCAUGUCCGGGGUUGUAUCCACGCUGUGGGGCUCUGGCUCAAGGACAACUUCGAGGCCACUUUGGGCAUUGUUUGCUCCCUGCUGCUCCCACAGGUGGUGGGGCUGGUGAUGGCCUGGCUCUACUGGCAGAAGCUCAAUGAGAUCUACUCCAAGCUGGACACCGUGGACUUCAGGAUCCUGGAGCUGCGGGAUUUCAGCUUCGGGGCUGUGGAUCUGAGCGGCGCCGGCUGGUGCUGGUGCCUGCCCAGGGAAGGGGGGUACAUCCCUGUCAACCCUGGGGACGAGGAGGAAGAGGAGCAGGAGGAAGGCAGCACAUCCCGCAGCAAAGUGUGAGGAGCUGGAGGACUCAGAAAGCUCCGGAGGAGGCAGCAGGUGUCGAGCGUGGAAAUAACGCGAUUUAUCUUCUCAGGUUUUGGAGGUGCUCUGGGGAGAACGGAGCACUGGAAGGUUCAAAAACCUACCAUGUGGGCACAGGAGCUCCCCAGGGUCCUCCUGCUUGGCCUUUCGAAGUGUUUGUGCAGCUCCUGAUCAGGGUUUGGGGGUUUUUUUUUAUACAAUAAAUGUGAAU
Messenger RNA from Lepidothrix coronata (blue-crowned manakin), 1149 nucleotides. RefSeq names its product tetraspanin-15-like. The coding region runs from base 195 to 914 and encodes 239 amino acids. Gene Ontology annotation, cellular component: membrane. The transcript has 6 exons. The record is from RefSeq and is a predicted model, not a curated record. NCBI's taxonomy places the organism in Eukaryota, Metazoa, Chordata, Aves, Passeriformes, Pipridae.